Molecule: messenger RNA, 1464 nt
Organism: Branchiostoma belcheri (Belcher's lancelet)
Lineage: Eukaryota; Metazoa; Chordata; Leptocardii; Amphioxiformes; Branchiostomatidae
Exons: 5
Coding region: 435-1325 (296 amino acids)
Source: RefSeq, a predicted model, not a curated record
AUCUUGACAACUCAGGAGACGUGCGGCUGUGUGCGCUUCAGGCUCCCCAUAAAAUUCACCGUUCUAGCUGUCAGACGGCGUUUUAACCGCCCAAAAGUUCCCCAAAUAUUGCUUACAUCCUUCUCCAACAGUAUCCACCAUGGGACCGGGUUAGGUUGAUCAGAAUCGGAGGUUAUUGGCGUCAAAAGGACGUCCUUUGACGUGAGAGAGACCUUGAGAGACGCCAUAUUGUAUGGCACGAGAGUGCAGCAGUUGUUGACACCGGACAGUCGACAAAACAACCUACAACUAACAAGCUAUGACAGCCUGAACUAAAGAAGAUCGCACCAGUACAGAAGCCUUAGGAACACCACAUCUAUCCAUCUACAGUAACAUUACAAGUCCAACACAACUCAGCAGUUUCUGGUUAAAUCACGAUUCAUAUUUUGGCCACUAUGGCGUACCAAAGACUACUCCAGCUCCGUGAGUCCUACCAGUCGCACCGCGCCCCUACCCCCCUCCCCUCCCGUCAGACAGUCGACCAGGCAUUGCAGGACAUCGAGCGUCAAACCCGCAGACUUCAGCAACAGGCAACUCACGAUCAACAAGACGGACGCCAGAGAACUCAGAGACCCGCUAUCAACAACAGGAACAGAUAUGCCAGAUCGUCCCCCACUGAGGAUGAGCGUGACAGAGCCCUGGACGAGCAUGCAGAGAGAGUCUACCAAAGGAAACUCCAGACUCAGAUGUUUGGGGAAGACAGGAGCACCUCAAAGCUGUACGUCAGGCGAGGCAAGAAGGUCCGCGCACCGGAGAAGAUCCGUGAAGUCGAGCGGGAGCGCCACUUUGCCGUGCCCUUGAACCACGAUCAUCAGCGGCUCCGAAUGACGCGCACAACCGCCAUGUUUGGCGACGACCUGUCCAAGAAGUCUUCCAAAAGCCGUCGAGCGCCCCCGCAGCCCAGUCUGGUCAGCGGACAGAACGGAGCGGAGAACACGCAGUACCGGAUGUAUCCCGAUGAGGAUGAAGAGGCUGUCUACGUCACUCUGGAAGAGGUCCGCCACAACGGACGGAAGCAAGCAGCCACCAGGGAUGUCCCCCCUGAGAAGACUGCCACCAAGCUGCCAGCUCUGGCACCACAGCGCCCCAGUCUGACCGUGAAUGGAACUGCAGCAGCCAUCAACACCUCUGGCCGCCCCUCACGGAGGAACCCAAAGCCUGCUGAGACUGCGAAGUCCGACAACGCCAUGGCAACAGAGAAGCAAGCAGUACGCCGCAGGACGAGAGGCAGCCGGCCCCAGAAGCGCCGCUGUGAGAGUCCGAGCGGCCCUGCGCAGAAACACUAAGUUCACUGGUCGCCCUGCCACCCCUCAUAGUGCACAUGGUGGUUCAAAAACACUGUACAACUCACAGUUCUCAAGUUAAGUUUUCAUGGAAACCCCUAGAAACAUCCCAAUUACCCUUUGUUGGUCAAAACUUCCCCAU